AUGGCAGCUGUGUCGGCAACAACUUCCGAAAGACCACCAUCAACUGUAAAAGCAUCCUGCACAAUUUGUUUUAAACCGAUUGGGAUUUUGAGAUGUGAAGGAUGUNUGAGGCAAAUUUUAAAUAUGGCUAAAUUUCAGUUUUGUCAACAGUACAUACAUCUUUGUAACAUCUUGAAAGUGAGGUCAAGAAUCUCCCAUGAACAUCGAUUAGCAUGCGAAUGA
Adineta ricciae is the source of this 222-nucleotide messenger RNA. Lineage: Eukaryota; Metazoa; Rotifera; Eurotatoria; Adinetida; Adinetidae. The record is from the annotation of a GenBank genome assembly.